CACCCAAACCAAACCAAACCAAACCAAACCAGUAAGAGAGAGCUGCAACAUACACACAGUGAGGACACACAGCGCAUGUUCUCAUUGAACACGAAUCAACACGAGGGCUUCUUCUUGGAUCGGAACGGCAUGGCGUUGCCGAACAUCGGCCUAUUUUCGCCUCCGGCAGCUGGACACGCCACGUCGCCGGCUGAGGACCCCAAUAAAAAAAUCCGAAAACCCUACACCAUUACCAAGUCACGUGAGAGCUGGACCGAACCGGAGCACGACAAGUUCCUCGAAGCGCUCCAGCUCUUCGAUCGUGAUUGGAAGAAGAUUGAAGCAUUUAUUGGAUCCAAAACAGUAAUUCAGAUACGUAGCCAUGCACAGAAGUAUUUUCUUAAAGUUCAAAAGAGUGGAACCAAUGAGCAUCUUCCGCCACCUCGGCCAAAGAGAAAAGCUGCUCAUCCAUAUCCCCAAAAAGCUUCUAAAAUUGCUCCAGUUCUUUCACAAGAGAGACCAUCCUAUCAAGGCUCAGCUGCUGUUCCUGAUAAUGGAUUUGGAAGGAAGCCUGAUCCUUCUGCAAUACUAAGAAAUGAAUCUGCUGCAUCUAUACCUGGCUGGACAGAGAAACCUUUGCAGAACACCAAAGUUUUGCAUGCAACUGGAGGUGAUACCGGACAAACGAUGCCCUAUAUUUGCUCUUCUGGUAGCAACAACAGCACAACAAGGACAAGGCCCACAGUUCUCCCUGAUUUUGUUCAAGUGUACAGUUUCAUAGGCAGUGUCUUCGACCCAAAUGUGACUGGCCAUUUGCAGAAAUUGAAGAAGAUGGACCCUAUCGAUAUUGAAACAGUACUAUUGUUGAUGAGAAAUCUCUCAAUCAAUUUGGCUAGUCGUGAUUUCGAGAAUCAUCAGAGAAGGGUGCUGUCCUCAUAUGAGAUUGACCCCAAGAAGGACAAUGCUUUCUAUGUCACUGGUUCUAUCCUUUGUAGCCAAUCUGAGGGUGCAGGCUAACUUUGUGUGUCAUUGGUGCUUUCAUGCUUUGGCUCUGGGCAAACUUUUAAUGUGUCCUAAGGAAAAGUUGCCAAUUCCUAUGGUUGUAAGUAUCGUUCUUGUUAAAUCGUCUUCUGGCUAUGCAGUUAGUGUGCCUUGUACAUUACAUACAGGCAAAUGCAAUAAAAAUGAGAGGGGGUAUUUGCCAGAAUGUAAAUUCUGAUUCACUAUUGUCUGUAAAUGCAAAUUUUGAUCAUAUAGUGCAGCUAUAUAUUUUAGAUGA
This is a messenger RNA of Salvia hispanica, 1258 nucleotides long. Its product is annotated as protein REVEILLE 6-like. The record is from RefSeq and is a predicted model, not a curated record. Gene Ontology annotation, molecular function: DNA binding. NCBI's taxonomy places the organism in Eukaryota, Viridiplantae, Streptophyta, Magnoliopsida, Lamiales, Lamiaceae.